Molecule: messenger RNA, 489 nt
Organism: Lichtheimia ornata
Lineage: Eukaryota; Fungi; Mucoromycota; Mucoromycetes; Mucorales; Lichtheimiaceae
Exons: 3
Coding region: 1-489 (162 amino acids)
Source: RefSeq, a predicted model, not a curated record
AUGUUCACGCGAGUCUCCACAACACUUUUGCAACGUGCCAGUGUACGCCAUGGUGCCUUGGCAGCAGCCCGCAUGCAGACCCAUCGUCCUCGAAUGAUGGCAGCCAGCUUCCAUGCCAGCUCGCGUUUCGCUGCUUCCGCUUCUGAUCCAUUCCAGUCAGCAUCGUCCCACCCUGUCAUGCAAAAGAUCGGUGCCAACCCCAAAGUGAUGGAGCAACUUGCCGAGUUUACUAUGCUUUUACAGAAAAAGGGUAUUGAUGUUCAAGGAAAGCAGCCUGGUUUUUCAGAGAUGAUGAAAAUCAUGAAUGAUCCUGAGAUCAAGGCAUCCGUGCAAAAGUUGGCACAAGAAAUGCAGGCUGCUGGGAUUCAGCUUGAUAUGCAAACGAUUGCCGAGAUUCAAAACAGCUUGGAGGAUGUCAAGAAGGGCCAAGGCAAUGAUGAUGAAGGCGGUGGUGUUAUGGGCAAGAUGAAAGGCUUCUUCAAGAAAUAA